This is a messenger RNA of Capra hircus (goat), 5532 nucleotides long. RefSeq names its product leucine rich repeats and calponin homology domain containing 3 (gene LRCH3). The coding region runs from base 431 to 2764 and encodes 777 amino acids. The transcript is spliced from 21 exons. Gene Ontology annotation, molecular function: protein binding. Lineage: Eukaryota; Metazoa; Chordata; Mammalia; Artiodactyla; Bovidae. The record is from RefSeq and is a predicted model, not a curated record.
CCCAUUCUGUUGUUUUCCUGUAUUUCUUUGCACAAUCUCCGUUUAAAUCACUUGGCUUAUAGAAUGACAAGUCAAGGAAACUUUCCCCUCUUUUGUGGCAGCAACAGUGUUAAAACUUAAUGUUUAAUCUAAUCCUCCUAAGGGAGGAAGGUAGUUUUGGUGAGGAGCGUGCCUGAAAGACAUUUUUGUAGAGGUAUGGUAGAAAGGCCACUGGGAGCCUACCGUAGGUAGCUGCUCCAGAGUUGUGAGUUCCGUUUUCAAUUUCUCUUGGAAACCUAUGGGCGGAGGCCAGCGCCUGGAAGUGCAGAGCGGCACCGCAGCCCUGUCCAUCAAAGGACCCGGCCGGGGUCUGUAAGCCCCUUUCCCCGCCCACCUAUCAUCUGGUCGCGCAUGCGCUGAGCUGGAGGGCCGGAGCGUUGUCGGCUGGGAAAUGGCGGCCGCGGGCUUGGUAGCUGUGGCCGCGGCUGCAGAAUACUCUUGCCCAGGAACGUCGGGAGGUAACCUCUCGGCUGUUAAUUGCGGCCCAAAUUCCGGGGCAGGCCCUGGUCCUGGCCCGGGCUCGUGGAGCCGCUCCCUCGACCGAGCGCUGGAGGAGGCGGCGGUAACCGGGGUGCUGAGCCUGAGCGGCCGGAAACUGAGGGAGUUUCCCCGGGGAGCGGCCAACCACGACCUGACGGACACCACUCGGGCGGAUCUGUCACGAAAUCGCCUCUCAGAAAUUCCCAUAGAAGCAUGUCACUUCGUUUCUCUUGAGAAUCUCAAUUUAUACCAAAAUUGUAUUCGAUAUGUACCAGAGGCAAUUCUAAACCUACAAGCGCUAACUUUCUUGAAUAUUAGUCGGAACCAACUGUCAACAUUGCCGGUACACUUGUGUGAGUUACCAUUAAAAGUUUUAAUUGCUAGUAAUAACAAAUUGGUCUCACUUCCAGAAGAAAUUGGACAUCUCAGACAUUUAAUGGAACUUGAUGUGAGCUGCAAUGAAAUUCAAACAAUACCUUCCCAAAUUGGUAAUUUGGAGGCCUUGAGAGACCUUAAUGUAAGAAGAAAUCACUUAGUACGUUUGCCUGAAGAACUAGCAGAGUUGCCUUUGAUAAGGUUAGACUUUUCCUGCAACAAAAUUACAGCAAUUCCUGUCUGUUACCGGAAUCUCAGGCACCUGCAGAUGAUCACCCUAGAUAACAAUCCACUGCAAUCUCCUCCUGCACAGAUAUGUAUAAAAGGCAAAAUCCACAUAUUUAAAUACCUGAACAUGCAGGCUUGUAAGAUUGCUCCAGAUCUGCCAGAUUAUGAUAGGAGACCCAUGGGUUUUGGCUCCUGCCAUGAAGAACUGUACUCAGGUCGUCCUUACGGAGCGCUUGAUUCGGGUUUCAACAGUGUUGACAGUGGUGAUAAGAGAUGGUCAGGGAAUGAACCUACAGAUGAGUUUUCAGAUCUGCCUCUUCGAGUAGCAGAAAUUACCAAAGAACAAAGACUACGAAGAGAAAGUCAAUACCAGGAGAAUCACAGCAGUUUAGUAGUAACAAAUGGUGGAGUGGAACAUGAUCUGGAUCAGAUCGACUAUAUUGACAGCUGUGCUGCGGAGGAAGACGAGGAAGAGGUGAGACCACACAAGGGCCUGGACUCAGACAGCCUCAGUUCUCAGUUUAUGGCAUAUAUUGAACAACGGCGAAUCUCUCAUGAGGGUUCACCAGUAAAGCCAAUACCCAUGAGGGAAUUUCAAAAAACAGAAGACAUGAGAAGAUACUCACAUCAAAAUAGAGUUCCAGCUGAGCCAUCUUCUCUCUUAUCACAAUCACCAAGUCACAAUCAGUUUUCACAGAUGGACCUGGAACUUCAUCGGAGAAGAGAACAAUUAGUAGAACGUACUCGGAGAGAGGCACAACUUGCUGCCCUGCAGUAUGAGGAGGAGAAAAUAAGGACCAAGCAGAUUCAGAGAGAUGCUGUCCUGGACUUUGUCAAGCAAAAAGCAUCGCAAAGUCCACAAAAACAACACACCCCCUUAGUUGGUGAGUGUCCCUUCCCAUCCAGAAGGUCUCAGCACACUGAUGAUAGUGCCUUGUUAGUGUCGCUGUCAGGUGUGAAUCAAGUGGGUUCUGCUGCUACCCUGCCUCAUGCUUCUGCCUUCAGGCCUCUUCAGAAUGAUGACAGAUCUAAUGCUGUAUCAAAUUCACCUACAACAGAAACAGCUCAUCAUUCCUCUGCGUAUUCUUUUCCUGCUGCUAUCCAGAAAAACCAGCCCCAGCGCCCUGAAAGCUUCCUUUUCCGAGGAGCUGUCAGGACAGAAACAAAUAAAGGUCAUGCUUCACCCCUCCUUUCAUCUUCUGUACCAACCACUGAUUUCAAAGAUCCGGUAACAAGACAGAAUUCAAGACAGAGAGAAGAAGAGCUAGAAUUAAUAGAUCAACUACGGAAACAUAUUGAGUACCGGUUGAAGGUAUCUCUGCCUUGUGAUCUUGGAGCAGCUCUAACCGAUGGUGUCGUUCUUUGCCAUUUAGCCAAUCAUGUGCGGCCUCGAUCUGUCCCAAGCAUUCACGUUCCCUCACCAGCUGUACCUAAAUUAACAAUGGCAAAAUGUAGACGAAAUGUGGAGAAUUUCCUAGAAGCUUGCAGAAAAAUCGGUGUACCUCAGGAGCAAUUAUGUUUGCCUCUCCACAUUUUAGAAGAGAAAGGUUUGAGCCAGGUUGCCGUGACGGUCCAGGCUCUCCUGGAGCUUGCCCCACCCAAGCAGCAGCAGCAGCAGCAGCACCAGUUAUCUGCUGUGUAAGGACUCCCAGCACCUUGGGCAUUGGCCUGGCCAAAAUGGAACAGGACAGCGUGACUGCUGCUGCCCGCCAUCUGCUUAACAAAGCGCUUAUGUGUUCUUAAAAGGGACUGUUUCCAUGAUUCCUGACAGGAAUAUUUUGCUUCAUUUCUCCAUUUUAGGGGAGGUUAUAUCAACUUGCUUUGAAUUGUUUAUGAAGACAUGGUUGGUUUUCACAAAUGAAACUUCAUUACUGAGAACCCAACACUGACAACCAGCCUGGCUGUGCUUUUCUAGAGUGGGCUCUUUUAUAUACUGCAGACUGACUUCUCGGAAGGGUAUUUGGCUCUCUGGCAGGCACAGACAUGCUUUUAUUUGUACCUGUUUCCAAGCCCUCUGGAAUCCACAGGUUUCUAACAUGGUUGUUCAUUAGAAUCUCCUGGAGAAUUUGUUAAAAUACAAAUUCCCAUCCAGAGGGUCUACAGUGAGCCUGGGUAUCUGCAUUUCAACAACCAUUCCAGGUGUUCCAUGUAGUGAAAACCAUUGUUCCAAACUAGAUAUUUGUAUAAUUUGGGGGAGUGAUGACUCCACUGUGUUUCUCUGCCACACUGAAGAUCAAAAGCUAUAUUAUACUUGGACUGUUCUGUCCAAAAAAAUGUAAACACUCCAGAUUCUGCAUGGUGAACCAGUGAAACAAAUACUGUGGUAUUUAAGGCCAGUGUCCUAGGUCUCCCCCUAGCACCACUUAGAGGCUGGACCCUAUAUCAUCCCAGUUAUUCUAAUCAAGCACUCUACACACAGGUUCCAGAUCUUCAGGCUGGUAGCAUGUGGCACUCGGCAUCCUGUGUGUUGACUUCUCCGAGCACACCCCUUCUCCCCUCCUCCCAUGCUGCUACCAGGAUACCUGGAUCUGUGAACAUCUUCCAUUCACACACAGCAGAUUCACUUCCAGCUCCCCAAUUAACGGAUGACUAUGAAAAUAAAGGAAAAGCCAAAUUUCUUAUAUUUCUUUCAGCUAACGGCCAGUUUCCAUAGCUGAAUUAAAGCACUUGUAGCAUUUUAAAACAGCUGCUGUCUUCAUUCUACCAGUGCCUUAUUAACUAAACUGUGAGUGCAGUAAAAUGACCCAAGGCUCAGACAACACAAAACCUUUAUUCACAUCUAAGCCACUUGGGUCUUUUUCCCCUAUAUUUUGAGCCCCUUUUAGUGGUUACUGAUAUCUUCUGGUAUUCACUGCCUUUGUAAACCAAGUAAAUAGAGUAAGUGAAGAUACUAGUUAUCUAAGUUUUUUCCUGUUGUUAAUUGUUCUGGAGUUUCUUUACCAGUGCAUGCAUUUAAGCCUAAGUCCUCUCUUUUUUUAUCAUGUAGCAGCAUUUAAAAGUAACUUUGGAUAAAGUCAUGUUGUGUAUCUGGUCAAGGUAAUGUUUUCUCCUUGUCAUCACAGGUUUAACCUUAUAUAAUACAAAACAUCUGAGCUCAACGCCCAAUCCUUCAGGGUCUUUACAAAAGUACAAUGUAUUUUAAGUGCUUAGAGCCAGACUCCAUUAUAUUUACAUUUCCAAACAGACCCACCAAUCAUACAGCUUGUUUAGAAUUUAACUAUAAGUAUUUUUACUUCUAGUCAAUGUUAAACCUCAGUAUAAUCUCCAGAUUAUAGAGAACAGUUUGAAAUGAAACUCAGCAAAGGCCACUAUUUGUCACAUAUUAUGUAAGGAAUAAUCCCAAUCAACAUACACAGUGCAACAUUUGGAACAUUUGUGACUAAUUUUCCCAUGGGACUAAUUGGACUUUUUAAUUUAUUUCAAAUUCUGUACUUCGCAUGAAACCUUAUUCAUAUAUUUUACCAAACUAAUUCAAAUUUAUGUUUGAAUUGUUAGAAAAUAUUUGUGUACAGUUUUGGUUAAUAAUGAAAGAAAAAUAUAAAAUAUAUUAAAUGUCUUUUCUAUGUCAAGAUGCAAAACAAGUCAUGUUGGAAAAUUUUUGUACCCAGUAUUUUGUAUGUACCUUUUUUCUUUUUUUUAAGCUGGAAAGAAAAUUUAACAGUUAGCCUUGCUAGACUCUAACAUAAGCUGAAGAUGGCUUUGUAACACAUCCACCUGACCAUUUAUGAGCUUCCUCCUGAAGCAGCGAGCGUCCUGACACUGAGGAGUGAAUGGAGAAGAGGCUGAGUGCCCGCCCACCAGGGCCCCUGCCAGCUGCGGAGACUUUAAGCCAGCAGGCUUCUGGGCUUUGAAACUCAUACUAGGUUAGCACUCCAAACAGUUUUCUCUGGAAACAACUCAUGGGAGGAGGGGCCUCUGUAUUUGACUAGAAUAGAGUAGGACACUUAGUAGCUGUAGGUCACUUUCCUUAAUAGCUUUUGAAAAUAUAGUUUCACAGCUAAUCAAGGAGUCUGAUUUCUCUACUUGGUAACAGUCCAGCAAUGACUAAUGAUAGAUGACUGUGCUGAUGAGUAUGAUGAAUUUUUUAAAACUAAGCGCUUAAAUGGUUAUAGAAAUGAAGGAAAACAUGGAUAUUUAGAAACUUUUUAUAUACAUAUUGCAAUAAGAUGGUUUAUAGCAGAUUUCAUUUUAUUUCUGAAAAUGUUAUAAACAUGUAAUUAGUAAAAAAAAAUUUUGUAAAACACUGUCCUAUAUUUGUAUGUGUGUAAAUAUAAUGCGUAAGUUCUAAGAAUAAAUAUGUCAGUAUCAUGUAUGUUAUUUUAAAUUGCCUGUAUGCCACUUUACAUAUUAACAUUAAAAUAAAAGACAACACUUCAGUAGCAUAAAAUUAAAGGCUGAUGUGAAAAUGUU